UCGAAAAUAUGUUUAAUAGCGCGGAUCUGUAUUUUGAAGAUAAAUACGAUGUGGAAACGCGAACUAAUCUUCUUCGACAGCGCCGUUUUAUUAGAGAUAAUUCUAAUCCUACAGAGCUACCUAACACAGUAUUCGUUGCGAAUUUCCGCUUAAACAAGGACGCAUUUAUGUAUGUGCUGGAUAAAAUCAAAGACAAAUUUCAUUGUCGGAUGUCGUCUUCCAUAACGCCGAUGUUAAAAUUGUGUGCCGCACUCAGAUUUUUUGCACAUGGCAGUUACCAACAAGCUAUAGGGAAUGAAUUUCAGUUGGGACUUGCUCAACCAACAGUUUCCCUUAUUUUAAAAGAGACCAUACCCAUUUUGGAAAAUGAAAUUUGUAGUACCUAUAUAAGCGUAGAUAUGAGUGAAGAAGAAAAGCAGCAGGCAAGGAGCAAAUUUUAUUCAAGAUCGGGAAUACCAAAUGUAAUAGGCUGCAUCGAUGGAACCCAUAUUGCGAUUUAUGCUCCUACGGCAAACAAACACCUCUAUCUAAACAGAAAAGGAUUUUUUAGCAUAAAUGCAAUUAUUGCUUGUGAUCAUGAUAUGAAUAUCCGUUUUGUGGAUGCUAGAUAUGCUGGUUCUACACACGAUUCGUUCGUAUGGAACAAUAGUUCUCUAAAGGCAUGUUUAGAGGCAGCGCAUCAAAAUGGAGAUCAGAACUCUAUUUAUUUAGGUGACUCCGGAUACCCACUAAGCCCUUAUUUAUUAACACCUUUCCGUCAUGCAGAAUCUGGAACUAGGGAGUCAAUUUUUAAUAAGAAGCACGCGAAAGCGAGAAAUGUUGUUGAACGUACGAUUGGAGUUUUGAAAUGCCGUUUCAGAUGUCUUCUGAGUGAUAGAAAAAUGCGCUACGAUCCUGCUAAAGUAACAUCUGUCAUUAAUAUAUGCUGUGCCUUGCACAACAUUUGUAAAAAAUUUAGAAUCGGUGAUCCGGAGGAGGCUGAAACCUUCUUUGAUGCCGUUGUACCAUUGGAACCAAUUAAUGAAAAUGGCAAUGGUUCACCAGGAGAGCGCCGCAGAAGACAAAUUGCUGAUGCUUUGAUGUAAAUGAAACUAUAUCGACUUCAGUGAAUAAUAUAUUGUAUUCUUUUAUUUUAUUCAAUACUUUGAAAUUCAAUAUUACAUAGAUAAUAAAUAUAUAAAAAUUACAAAAACUACAUGCUUUUAAAUUAAAUUAAAAAAAUCACAGAUUCAAUUCCGUCACUUACAAUAAUAAAGUAAAAAUAAAUUCAUCACAUGGUUAAAAUAUGAAAUAAAAAAAAAUUCAUCACAUUCUUAUGAAAUAAACUUUAAACUAAAUUCAAUCUAUUUACAAGCACCCUAUUUUUUUGCAUUUUUAAUUUGUAGUUUUAUUUCCAUCUUUUCUUUAUGUCUUUUUUUUCUCUAAAUAUUCUUCCUUCUUCCUUUCUUCUUUCAUUUUCAUUAAUUUAAUUUCUUCCUGUUUAAGUUCAUAUGUUUUCCCGCCUGAAGGUGAAGAAG
Molecule: messenger RNA, 1517 nt
Organism: Bactrocera dorsalis (oriental fruit fly)
Lineage: Eukaryota; Metazoa; Arthropoda; Insecta; Diptera; Tephritidae
Product: putative nuclease HARBI1
Exons: 4
Coding region: 9-1085 (358 amino acids)
Source: RefSeq, a predicted model, not a curated record